Molecule: messenger RNA, 1260 nt
Organism: Acyrthosiphon pisum (pea aphid)
Lineage: Eukaryota; Metazoa; Arthropoda; Insecta; Hemiptera; Aphididae
Product: zinc finger protein 271-like
Exons: 2
Coding region: 95-1081 (328 amino acids)
Biological process (GO): regulation of transcription by RNA polymerase II
Cellular component (GO): nucleus
Molecular function (GO): DNA-binding transcription factor activity, RNA polymerase II-specific; RNA polymerase II transcription regulatory region sequence-specific DNA binding
Source: RefSeq, a predicted model, not a curated record
UCCAUAUAUUAUAUUAAUUAGCAAAUACAGGAAAAUAUAUGUAAGGGUGGUGACAUUUGUGUUGGAAUCAAUAUCAUUUAACGAACAAUCUCAAAUGGAGCGUGUGUGCAAUAAACAAUACUGGUGUGAUGUAUGCGACAAAUUAUUCAAUCAAAAUAGCAAACUGAUGAUUCACAAGCGGACGCAUACGGGAGAGAAGCCUUAUCCGUGUGAUGUAUGCGAUAAAUCGUUCAGAAGGAAUACCCACCUGACGGUUCACAAACGUACGCACACGGGAGAGAAGCCAUUCCCUUGUGACGUAUGUGACAAAUCAUUCAUUGAGAAUAGCAAACUGACGACUCACAAACGGACUCAUACAGGGGAAAAGCCUUAUCCGUGUGAUGUAUGUGAUAAAUCGUUCAGGCAGAAUGGAAAUCUGAUAGUUCACAGGAGGACGCAUACGGGAGAGAAGCCAUACCCGUGUGAUGUAUGUGACAGAUGGUUCGUUAAAAACAGUGACCUGACGGUUCACAAGCGGUCGCACACGGGAGAUAAGCCAUACCCGUGUGACGUAUGCGAUAAAUCGUUCGCUCAGAGCAGUACUUUGACAGUUCACAAACGAACGCACACGGGAGAGAAACCAUAUCCGUGUGAUGUUUGUGACAGAUCGUUCAUUAGCAACAGUGACUUGACGUGUCAUAAGCGGACACACACGGGAGAGAAACCAUACCCGUGUGACAUAUGCGAUAAAUCCUUUUCUCAAAGAGAGAAGCCAUACCCGUGUGACGUAUGUGAAAAAUGGUUCAGUGGGAAUGAUCAACUGACGAAACACAGACGGACGCACACGGGGGAAAAGCUAUACCCGUGUACCAUCUGUGAUAAAUCUUUUUCUCAAAGUGCUAAUCUAACAGUACAUCAGAGAACGCACACGGGAGAGAAACCAUUCUCGUGUGACAUAUGCGAUAAAUCCUUCGCUCAGAGCAGUAGGUUAACGAGACACAAGCGUACACACACAGGAGAAAAGUCAUGUGACGUAAGUGACAAAACGUUCAGUCAGAGUCUGACGGUCCACAUUCGGAUGCACUCGUGUGAGAAACCAUAACUGAGUGGUGAACCACCUAAUUCACCCGACCGAGAAGUCAGAAAAUACGUAAUAGAACCACCGUCUAUGAUACUGAUGUUUGCUUGUUUUUCUUAUGUAAUAAUGUCAAUAAAAAAUUGCUAUUGGUUUUCCAAUUUUUGUUACCUAAAUACUAUUGGUUUUGAUUUUCAAUUUGAACU